Molecule: messenger RNA, 1366 nt
Organism: Puntigrus tetrazona (Sumatra barb)
Lineage: Eukaryota; Metazoa; Chordata; Actinopteri; Cypriniformes; Cyprinidae
Gene: cpb1
Product: carboxypeptidase B1 (tissue)
Biological process (GO): proteolysis
Molecular function (GO): metallocarboxypeptidase activity; zinc ion binding
Source: RefSeq, a predicted model, not a curated record
CAUCUGUGUGGAGAACAUGAACAUAUUUGCAAAAUGAAGGUCCUUUUGCUCUUGGGAUUGGUGGCCGUUGCUCUCUGUGAGCCAACCAAAUUUGUGGGAGAUAAGGUCCUCCGUCUGAUACCUGGAUCUGAGGAAGAUGUGACAAUCAAGGAAAUAGGUCACAAAAUCAAGGUGAAUUUCUGGAAGCCAGACAAUCCUGACAUUGUGACCAUUGGCAUGAAUGUGGAUAUUCAUGUUCCUGCAGCCCAGCUUGACAUGGUCUUCACCAUCUUACAGCAGAGUGGCAUGGAAGUUAAGGUCAUGUUUGAAAAUCUUCAGGAGGCUGUGGAGGCUCAGAUGGACAACAAGAGGGCGACAAAGGCCCAUGACUACACAAAGUACAACAACUGGGCAACGAUUAAUGACUGGGUAGUCUCCAUCAGCUCCGCCAAUGCUGACCUGAUCAGCAGGCAGGUGAUAGGGAAUACUUAUGAGGGACGUCCCAUGCACCUUCUGACGAUUGGAAAGAAGACAGGCUCUGCUAAGCCAGCCGUCUUCAUGGAUUGUGGCUUUCAUGCCAGAGAAUGGAUCACUCAUGCUUUCUGUCAGUGGUUCGUAAAAGAGGCUGUGUCAACCUACGGCAGUGACCCUGAGAUGACCAACCUUCUGGAUAGAAUGGACUUCUUUGUUUUGCCUGUCUUCAACGUUGAUGGCUAUGAAUAUACCUGGACCAAUGACAGGAUGUGGAGAAAGACCCGAUCCAGGAACAGUGGUAGCAGCUGUAUCGGUACUGACCCCAACAGAAACUUUGAUGCUGGAUGGUGCACCGUUGGAGCUUCCAGCAACCCCUGCAGUGAAACCUACUGUGGAAGCAGCGUAGAAUCUGAGAUUGAGUCCAAGAACUUGGCCAACUUCAUCCGUUCCAACAAGUCCAUCAUCAAGGCCUACCUGACUGUCCACUCGUAUUCCCAGCUGCUCCUGUUUCCCUAUUCCUACAAAUACGGCCUGGCUGCUGAUCACUCAGAGUUGCUGAGCGUGUCUCAGGGAGCUAUUGCGGCUCUGCGCACCCUGUACGGAACCAGAUACACCAGCGGCCCUGGUGCUGUGACCAUCUACCCUGCUGCUGGUGGCUCUGACGACUGGGCUUAUGACCUGGGCGUGAAGUACUCCUACACCUUCGAGCUGCGUGACGAAGGUCGUUACGGUUUCCUGCUUCCCGAGUCUCAGAUCAAGCCCACUUGUGAGGAGACCAUGUUGGCUGUCAAAUACAUCGCCAGCCACGUGCUCAACAACCUGUACUGAGAGAGAAGCGUCUGAAAAAGCUUGGCUGUAGUGAAAUACCGUGAUCAGUAAAGCAAUAAAUCACAGAAGACUGUUUGUCAUUUUA